This is a messenger RNA of Zingiber officinale, 1236 nucleotides long. RefSeq lists its product as uncharacterized. The transcript is spliced from 6 exons. Gene Ontology annotation, molecular function: protein dimerization activity. The record is from RefSeq and is a predicted model, not a curated record. NCBI's taxonomy places the organism in Eukaryota, Viridiplantae, Streptophyta, Magnoliopsida, Zingiberales, Zingiberaceae. Bases 1 to 1236 code for a protein of 411 amino acids.
AUGGAAAUUGAUUAUCGGACUCGUUUAACAGCAAUGUUGGAUGUGACACGCUUUCUAUUGAAGCAAGGGUUGUCCUUUCGUGGACACGAUGAGUCAACUAUUUCUUCAAAUAGAGAGAUUACACUUGCUAUAAUCAAUGAUAUUGGAGAUAAAUUCUUUUCUUUGAUGGUUGAUGAGGCUAGGGACAGUUCAGUGAAUGAGCAUAUGGGAGUUGUUUUGAGUUCUCAUUCUUUGAAAAUGGCUAUUGAUGCUUUAUUUGUGCAACAUGGUUUAUCAUUAUCUAGAUUGAGAGGCCAAGGAUAUGAUGGAACUUCAAAUAUGCUUGAAGUGUUAGGAAAUGUACAUGAUGACGCCUCUUAUUCUGCAAAUAAAGGUGUUGCCGCAGGUUUAAUUGAGAAGAUGGAGAGUUAUCAAUUUGUUUUUGUGUUACAUUUGAUGAAGUAUAUAUUGGGAAUUACAAAUGAGUUAUCACUUUCCUUACAACAAGGGGAUCAAAAUAUUGUUCAAGCCAUGUCCUUGGUUAGAAGUGUGAAAUGUCGACUACAAGACUUCAGGGAAGAUGGAUGGCAGAUAAUUUUGGAACAAGUUAACACAUUUUGUGAAUUGAAUAUAAUUCCAAUACUUGAUAUGGAGGACAACAUGCUAACUCGUGGUCAUGGUAGGCGUAGAGGGCAACUCAUCACCAAUUUUCAUCAUUAUCGUGUGGAGAUUUUUUGUCAGGUUGUUGAUUUAAUUAUACAAGAGAUGAAUAAUCGUUUUUCAGAAGUUAGUACAGAAUUGCUUGGUUGCAUAUCAUGUCUUCAUCCAAGAAAUUCUUUCUCUCAAUUUGAUGUUCACAAACUCAUCCAUCUUGCUGAUUUUUAUCCCGAGGACUUCUGUGGUACUGAUUAUUUAUUUUUGGAACAACAACUUAUGAGUUACUUUUAUAAUCUGCGGGAUGAUCCUUACUUUUCUUCAAUUGAUGACUUGGGAAUUCUUGCUCAGAAAUUGGUUGAGACUGAAAAACAUUUGGUGUUCCCAUUGGUUUAUCGUAUGAUAGAGUUGGCAUUAGUUUUACCAGUUGCAACUGCUUCGGUUGAACGAGUGUUUUCUGCAAUGAAGACUGUGAAGACUGAUUUACGCAAUAGAAUGGGAGAUGAAUGGAUGAAUGACAGUCUAGUUUCUCGUAGAAUCCAAUUGCCUCCUCUUGUACCGACUCGUCAGCCGUCGCAGACUUAUGUGCCAACUCGGAAAUGA